Molecule: messenger RNA, 1201 nt
Organism: Poecilia reticulata (guppy)
Lineage: Eukaryota; Metazoa; Chordata; Actinopteri; Cyprinodontiformes; Poeciliidae
Gene: malb
Product: mal, T cell differentiation protein (MAL blood group) b
Biological process (GO): myelination
Cellular component (GO): membrane
Molecular function (GO): structural constituent of myelin sheath
Source: RefSeq, a predicted model, not a curated record
UGGGUGCUUGUGAGGAGGGUGUGUCUGGAUUUGCCCAACAACGAUGAGCUGUUGUGGGAAAGGAUCCCACACUCACACACACCCCACACACACACACAAUAGCAGAACGGGUUUGUCUGCUGAAGCUGGCUUAGGUAUAAGGUUCGGUUACACCUGCUGCUUCCCCGUUAGUUCAGAGGAGCCCAGGGUCGUUCACUGAAGAAGCAGGGAGAGAUGGCUGCUACCACAGCUCAGUCCAUGGGGAUGCUGCCCAGUGGAAUGGAGAUAUGCACCACAGCCCCAGAUAUAUUUUAUCUGCCAGAACUGGUGUUUGGAGGUUUGGUGUGGAUCCUGGUGGCGUCGACCCACAUCCAACCCGUGAACCCUUUGGGGUGGGUGAUGUUCGUCUCGGUCUUCUGCUUCGUCAUGACCUUCCUGUGGAUGAUCAUGUUUGCUGCUGGCUGUCACAAGAGCAGCCCCGGCUGGGCCGCUGCUGACUUUGUCUACCAUGGCCUGGCAGUGAUUUUCUACCUCAGUGCGGGAGUGGAGUUGGCUUACAUUACUUUGCUGAGAAAAUCAGCUCUGCCAUUUGGUUUUCAAUUCUACCAGAUUGAUAUUGCAGCAGUGGUGUUUGCCUUUGCGACCACACUCCUCUACUUCAUCCAUGCCAUCCUCUCCGCCAUCCGAUGGAAACACUUCUGAGGAGAACCGGAAAGAAGUGAUGCAAGAAGUACGGAGCGUCAUCGCCACACCAAAGAAAUUUACAUUUUGACAUAAAGGAUGUGCACGAAAAGGCAACACAAACAACCCAAAUCUUUUUAUUCCAGCCUUAUAAAUUCUCAUUUACAAUGUUGUCAGCAACCUAAAAGUUCAUAGGCUCACAAUAAGCUUUUGAUCUCCAUUCUGUUAUGUUGAGUUGAGGCUUUCUGGACUGGGCACCAACCAGUUUAGAGAUGUAGAAAUAAAGUUUAGAAAUGGAGAGAAAAAAUGUCUUUUUGUACGUGGUCAAGCAAAUACUGUAUAUAGUUUUAAAAAGCAUAUAGAACAAUUAAUCAGUUUGGGUGAACUGCCAUAAUUGUAGAUCUAUGGAAAUUAUAAAAAGCUAUUUCACUAGUGCAUUUCAUCAUUCAUUAUUGGAAAAAAAAAUGUUUUUCUACAUUUCAAGGAUUUGAUGUUGAUGACUGAAGUUUAAUGUAAUUAUAGAAAAUUGAAGCGAAACAAA